This is a messenger RNA of Bombina bombina (fire-bellied toad), 4418 nucleotides long. RefSeq names its product IKAROS family zinc finger 5 (gene IKZF5). Gene Ontology annotation, cellular component: nucleus. Lineage: Eukaryota; Metazoa; Chordata; Amphibia; Anura; Bombinatoridae. The record is from RefSeq and is a predicted model, not a curated record. Gene Ontology annotation, molecular function: DNA-binding transcription factor activity, RNA polymerase II-specific; RNA polymerase II cis-regulatory region sequence-specific DNA binding. Gene Ontology annotation, biological process: regulation of transcription by RNA polymerase II. Bases 164 to 1477 code for a protein of 437 amino acids. The transcript is spliced from 4 exons.
GCAUGCGCACGGUGGUCUGUUAGGGCCCCGACUGCAGCAGCGGACUGUGCCAGCGGCAGGAGAUCCCGGAGGGUGCCCGCAGGCUGUGUGAGGGCGGCAUGUGGGUGUACGCUGCCCGGAGCUCCCGGUAACGGCAGGCUUCUAGCACACAUCUGCUUUGAAUAUGGGUGAAAAGAAGCCAGAACCGCUGGACUUUGUGAAGGAUUUUCAGGAAUAUCUCACUCAGCAAACCCACCACGUGAACAUGAUCUCAGGCUCUGUAAGCGGUGACAAGGAGGGUGACACCCUUCAAGGAGGGUCACAAAACCAAGAUGUGCUCACCGCUAACUCUCCGUGCCUUGCUCUACCGGCAGCUGGGACAGACAGCGAUCACAAUGGGCUUGAUCAUCCCUCGGUGGAGGUGUCCCUUGAUGAGAGCACAGGAAUGCUUGUGGAUAGCUUUGAGAGGACAUAUGAUGGCAAACUAAAAUGUCGUUACUGUAACUAUGCCAGCAAAGGCACCGCCCGUCUAAUUGAACACAUUCGCAUACACACAGGUGAGAAGCCACACCGUUGCCACUUGUGCCCUUUUGCAUCUGCCUAUGAGCGCCAUCUGGAAGCCCACAUGCGAUCACACACUGGGGAGAAGCCCUAUAAGUGUGAGCUAUGUUCUUUCCGUUGCAGCGAUCGCAGUAACCUAUCUCACCACCGUCGUCGCAAGCACAAGAUGUUGCCCAUGAAAGGCACUCGCCCUUCUCUUGGUAAUAAAAAAAUGUGGGGUGUCCUGCAAAAGAAGGUCAGCAGCCUGGGUUAUAGCCGCCGUGCUCUUAUUAACCUUAGUCCACCAUCCAUGGUAGUUCACAAACCAGACUAUCUCAAUGACUUCUCCCAUGAGAUUCCCAGUAUCCAAAAUGAGGCUUAUGAGAAUUUGGCAAAGGUCACACAUGGCGGUAUAUCUAGGGAUCCUCAAGAGCUGAUGGUGGACAAUCCCUUGAACCAGUUGUCCACGUUGGCAGGGCAGUUAUCCAGCCUUCCACCAGACACUCACAACCCUUCUUCUCCUGAUGCUGGACCUUGCCCUGAUGAGAAACCCUUCAUGAUCCAUCAUCCUCCACCUCCGGCCUGUGCCUCUGCUGUGUCCAAUAGUGUGGCUCAGAGCUCUUCUCCUGCCAGCCCUGAGGUACGCGUGACCCAUAACCACAGAAACUGUAGUCCUGUGGCUGGGCCAAGCAGUGAACGCAGCGGGAGGACCAGCACUCCCAGCAUUAGUAACAGCCAACCCAGCACACCUGCCCCGGCCCUGCCAGUACAAGACCCUCAGCUUCUUCACCACUGCCAGCACUGUGACAUGUAUUUUGCAGAUAAUAUACUUUAUACUAUCCACAUGGGUUGCCAUGGCUACGAAAACCCUUUCCAGUGUAACAUCUGUGGCUGCAAAUGCAAAAAUAAGUAUGACUUUGCCUGCCACUUUGCCAGAGGUCAACAUGGCCAACAUUGACACUAGAUUUCUGUAUGUAGGUCAUUCUUUGUUUUUUAAUUUUAAAUUGGAUGCAGCCAAUAGUGCCUGUUAUCCAAGGUAAUGUAUAUAAAAUGUAUAUAGCUGCUUCUGUGCACAUCAUUUGAUCAUGUAACAGUAAAUUGUGUGUGUGUUUGAGUGUGUGUGAAAGAUGGUUAUCCAGCACCAUUAAUUAUGUAUUACAAAGUGUCUUGAUAGGUUUCUGGUUUGUAACAAAGUUAUAUACAAUGUUUUAAGGCUUAUAUAAAAUCUGACUAAUACAGGGGUGAGAAAAAAAGUGUAAUAUUGACACCUGUUUGCAACAUAAAAGGGCUAAGGCACCUUAUUUUAACGGGACAUUAAAGUCAGUUUUUGUUGCAUUUGAACAAAGACAGUAUUUAUUUUUUUAAAGUGCUCCUGUGUGGGAAAUACAUUUUUGUUAUGAGUGUGUGGGGUGGGGUGCUCUCCACCAACUGCACUGUGGGAACUUUCAGCCAAUGAGCUUCCAACCCUUAGGACAUGCACUUCAUGUUAGGUUUUAAAAAUUAAAAUAAAAAGCUUUAAAGGGACAGUCAAGUCCAAAAAACUUUCAUGAUUCAAAUAGGGCAUGCAAUAUUAAACCACUUUCCAAUUUACUUUUAUCAAAAAUGUUGCUUUGUUCUUUUGGUAUUCUUAGUUGAAAGCUAAACCUAGGAGGUUCAUAUGCUAACUUCUUAGACUUUGAAGACCGUCUCUUUAUUUGACAAUUUUUCACCACUAAAGGUCAUUAGUUCAUGUGUUUCAUAUAGAUAACACUAAGCUCAUGCACGUGAAUUUACCUAGGAGUGAGCACUGAUUGGGUAAAAUGCAAGUCUGUCAAAAGAAGUGAAAUAAUAGGGCAGUUUGCAGAGACUUUGAUACAAGGUAAUCACAAAGGUAAAAAGUAUAUUAAUAUAACUGUGUUGGUUAUGCAAAACUAAGGAAUGGGUAAUUAAGGGAUUAUCUAUCUUUUAAAACAACAAAAAUUCUGGUGUUGACUGUCCCAUAUUUUUUUUUUUCAUGCACAAAAAUAUUUGAAACCUAUUUAAAUAACACUCUUUCAUAUGCAAGAUACAUUUGUUGGGUUUAAUGUCCCUAUUAAGUAUUCUGACAAUAUAUCCCUUGUUCAUCCUGAGCCCUGGUUGGGAAGAAAGACAACAGUCUGUACAAAGCUGGAGAAUUCUUUUGGAGUUUUGUGAAUGUAUAUUUGAAUGGAAAUAGCGUAGGAACUGGGUCUGGUUGUGAUAAACAUACACACCAUUUGUCAUGAGUGGCCACUGGUAAGUACUAGACAUGUGCGAUUCGUUUCGGAUCGAUUCGUAAAUUCGGUCGAAUUCCUUAAAUUCAGAGAUUCGGAUCGAUUCGAAUUUCCGAAUUGAAAUUGUCCCGAAUCUACCGAAUAAAUCCGAAUUAGUUCGGAUUUAUUCGGUAGAUUCGGAUGGCCAUGGAUUACAGUAGUAUUGUACAGUAUAUUAGGUUAUAUCACUCUGCUAUGGGUUACACCUAAUAUACAGUACAUAAUACUAGUCUAAUACACAGCACAUCCCACCUAACAUAUACCGAAAUUCCGAAUUACCGAACCAAAUCCAGCCGAAUUUAUUUGAAUCCGAACCAUAUUGAUUCAAAUUAUUCCGAAUUCUAAUCGAUCCGAACCGAAAUUCGAAAACAUCCGAAUCGAUCCAAACCAAAUUUUUUCGCCAUGCACAUCUCUAGGUAGUACAUUUAAUCUUGACGGCAUUGUGUGUUUCAUAUGAGCUUUAAAGGGACAUUAAAUACACUGUUUAAUUCACAAUGAAAUGUUUAAAGGGAUAUGAAACCCAAAAAUGUUCUUUUGUGAGUCAGACAGAGCGUACUAUUUAAAAAAAUGUGCUUUGUUCCCAUGAUAUUCUGUGAUGAAGAGAUACCUAGGUAGGCAUAUUGAGCACUACAUGGCAGGAUUUAGUGCUGCCCUCUAGUGCUCUUGUAAAUGGAUAACAUUUUUUUCAAAACUGCUGCCAUAUAAUGCUCCAGAAAUUGGCCGGCUCCUAAGCAUAAGUCCCUGUUUUCUAAGAUACUAAAAAAAAAUGAUAAUAAAACUAAAUUAGAAAGUUGUUUAAAAUUGCAAUAAUGUAUCUGAAUCAUGAAAUAAAAAAUUUGGGUUUCAUAUCCCUUUAAUUAUUUGUAAUAACAAAAAACAAUGUAUCAUACAUGCUAUUUAUUUUGCCUACUGUUUCCUUUAUUUUUAUCUGAAAACGUUUAGCCCUAAAGAGGUUGUAGUCUAUCCUGCAAAGUCUAGAACUCGGCAACAUAGCAUGCAGUGAUUGCUUGAUCUGUCCCUAACUGGCCACAGCAGAGGAGAUAAUAUCAAUUAAAGAGUUUUUUUUUACAGGUUUAUAUUCUUGAGCUGUAUAUUUUACUAACAAAGUGACCAUUUUAAAUACUUUUAGAAGAUUUACUUUGUAUGCAGAUGUUUUAAAAUGCAGUGGUUAAUUGAUAUGUAUACACUGCCAGUGUUUCUCCAGACCUUGGGGGUCCCUGCCAGGCCAGAGUUUCAAGAUAUAUCUGAACUAGAGCACAGGUGAAAUAAUCAGCUGGUUACUAACUUACUCUCACCCGUCAGAUGAUUAUUUCACCUGUGCACUAGUUCAGAUAUCAUGAAAAUCUGGCCUGUUAGGGUUCCCACAGACUGGAGUUGAGAAACACUGCACCGUGAAUAUAAAAUGAAUUGCUAAUAUACAGUCUGCAUAGCAAAAAAUGCCUUUAACUCAUGAAUCUCCAGAGGACCUGAUUAAUACCAUUACUAAAUUGUUCAUGGUUUGUAAAGAAGCAUUGUCUUUUAUUGUAAUUGAAAAUGUCUGUGUAGAAUAUCGCUGUGUCAUAUGUUUCUCUGAUAAGUGGUCCAUAUAUCAUUAUUAUGUUAAAUAAAUCAGUACUGUUUACUUGCUCA